Molecule: messenger RNA, 167 nt
Organism: Funneliformis mosseae
Lineage: Eukaryota; Fungi; Glomeromycota; Glomeromycetes; Glomerales; Glomeraceae
Source: the annotation of a GenBank genome assembly
CAUUAUUUGAAUGGAAAAGGUUUUCAAUAUUAUAAUUUUAAAGACUACUUUCAAAGGUAUAAAAAAUUACCUAACGUACAAAAACAACAUCACUUUUAUUUCACUUCUCGACAUCCUGGAGUAGCUUUUUACAAAGAUAAACUCGGGGAUGAUUAUAAAAAGCUACU